Molecule: messenger RNA, 2240 nt
Organism: Otolemur garnettii (small-eared galago)
Lineage: Eukaryota; Metazoa; Chordata; Mammalia; Primates; Galagidae
Gene: FBXW4
Product: F-box and WD repeat domain containing 4
Exons: 9
Coding region: 332-1585 (417 amino acids)
Biological process (GO): SCF-dependent proteasomal ubiquitin-dependent protein catabolic process
Cellular component (GO): SCF ubiquitin ligase complex
Molecular function (GO): protein binding
Source: RefSeq, a predicted model, not a curated record
GGGGAAAGGCAGCGCAGGGCCAAGCGGAAGAGGAAGAGGGGUGGAAGGGAAGCCGGAGCCGCAGAAGGCGAAAGAGGCAGCAGGGUCGGGGGCUGAGGCGCUAGCGGAGACAGGCCCGGGGGAGGAAGGAGAGGGAGGCGGAAGAGUGGAGGAAGGGGCGAAAGGCGUCGUAAAGGGAGAUGAGGGGAGUGCAGGGAGAGGGAAGGAGGCACCUGGAAGAGACGAUGGGAAGAGGGAGGAAUACAGGCCAGGUUGGGAAGACGCUAGGCCGGGGAGAGGACAGGGACGGGCGGGUCCGGCUUGGGGCGGCACCGCAGGGACAGGGGCGGCCAUGGCGGCGGCUGAGGAGGCGGCGGUGGCUCAGGAGUCGGCCGCGCGGCCGGCCGCGGGACCGGCGCUCUGGCGUCUGCCGGAGGAGCUGCUGCUGCUCAUCUGCUCCUACCUGGACAUGCGAGCCCUCGGCCGCCUGGCCCAGGUGUGCCGCUGGCUGCGGCGCUUCACCAGCUGCGAUCUGCUCUGGCGCCGGAUAGCCCGGGCCUCGCUCAACUCCGGCUUCACGCGGCUCGGCACCGACCUGAUGACCAAUGUGCCUGUGAAGGAUCGGGUGAAAGUAUCUCAGAACUGGAGGCUGGGGCGCUGCAGAGAGGGGAUUCUGCUGAAGUGGAAAUGCAGUCAGAUGCCAUGGAUGGCGCUAGAGGAUGAUUCUCUGUACAUAUCCCAGGCUAAUUUCAUCCUGGCUUACCAGUUUCGCCCAGAUGGUGCCAGCUUGAACCGUCAGCCUCUAGGAGUCUUCGCUGGGCAUGAUGAGGAUGUUUGCCACUUUGUGCUGGCCAACUCACAUAUUAUCAGUGCAGGAGGAGAUGGGAAGAUUGGCAUUCAUAAGAUUGACAGCACCUUCACUGUCAAGUACUCGGCUCAUGAACAGGAGGUGAACUGUGUGGAUUGUAAAGGGAGCAUCAUUGUGAGUGGCUCCAGGGACAAGACAGCCAAGGAGGCCGAAAAACAGCAGCCCUAUCUAAAGUCAGCGUGCUUUAGAAAAUGUGAACACACUGGUCCUGGGGACUGUGGGCUGAAGAACAUACAUCUUGAAGUCAGGAGCUUGCCUGCUUUGAGAAGCUCUUUUGUGACAGGGACAGCUUGUUGUGGGCACUUCUCACCCCUGAGAAUCUGGGACCUCAACAGUGGACAGCUGGUGACACACUUGGGCAGUGAUUUUCCUCCAGGGGCUGGGGUGCUGGACGUCAUGUAUGAGUCCCCUUCUACACUGCUGUCCUGUGGCUAUGACACCUAUGUGCGCUACUGGGACCUCCGCACCAGUGUCAGGAAAUGUGUCAUGGAGUGGGAAGAACCCCAUGACAGCACCUUGUACUGCCUUCAGACAGAUGGUAACCACCUGCUGGCCACAGGUUCUUCCUACUAUGGGGUGGUACGGCUGUGGGACCGGCGCCAAAGGGCCUGCCUGCAUGCCUUCCCGCUGACAUCGACCCCCCUCAGCAGUCCUGUAUACUGCCUGCGUCUUACCACCAAGCAUCUCUAUGCUGCGCUGUCUUAUAACCUCCACGUCCUGGAUUUUCAUAACCCAUGACUAUCAGGCCACCCCUGCUAGGGAAGCCAGCUGAGUAGCUCCCUGCUGAGUACUCCCUGCUAAGUAGCUAGGGAAGCCAGCUACUCAGGGACCACUCUUGCCUGGAAGGUGCAGUGAACGCUCCUCUCUAUUGCCCCCACUGUGCUCCUAGACUUGUGAAUCAGUGCUUGGGUACCUUAACUAGAGGCUUCUGACUCUUGGGGCUUUGGGGUAGACCCAGAGAUGCAGUCCCUCCCAGGAACGUGGAGAGACAAGCCUGCUGCUUUGGGAAAGUGCAGUUGAACCUGGGCCUUGUGUCCCUAUUUGACCAGAGCAAGCAUCUGUCCACCCCUUUGACAGCCUACAGAGUGAGGUGAGGAGCUCCUUCCUUCAUGCUUGGUCCCUUUAUGCUUCUUCCCAGAAGGAGAGGUGAGGCUGCCAAUACCUGCCUGCUAGCAUUGGCCUCCUCAGUCUUAGUCAGACCCUACCCUUGACCAACCUCUUAGGGCUGAGAGUUCAUUCCUGGGCCACUGUAGACUGGUUUUGCUUUGAAACCAAGAAAGGACUAAAGGGAACCUAGUAGUUCUGAGUGAGUUCUGAGCCAGCCCUACCUCAGUCUGGCUGUUGAGACAUGCUACUUUUCAUUUUUGUGAAAAAUAAAGCUUGAUUGUUCAUA